AUGCAAAAACACCGGUCCAGACGCAGCCCCGCCUCCCGGCGCCCCGAGCCGGGCCGCCCAGCGCCCGGGCGAGGCCUCCGCGGACUGGCCGCCAGCAUCCCGGCGUUCCCCGCGGGCGCAAGGCGGCCGCUCUACGGCGGCGCGGCCCCCGCGCGCGGGCCUCGCACCCCGAACCUCAACCCGAACCCCCUCAUCAAUGUGCGCGACCGGCUCUUCCACGCGCUCUUCUUCAAGAUGGCUGUCACCUACUCGCGGCUCUUCCCGCCCGCCUUCCGCCGGCUCUUCGAGUUCUUCGUGCUGCUCAAGGCUCUGUUCGUGCUCUUUGUCCUGGCCUACAUCCACAUCGUUUUCUCCCGUUCGCCCAUCAACUGCCUGGAGCACGUGCGCGACACGUGGCCGCGCGAGGGCAUCUUGCGUGUGGAGGUGCAGCAUAACUCCAGCCGUGCGCCAGUCUUUCUGCAGUUCUGUGACGGCAGCGCCCGUGGCAACUUCCCUGGCCUGGCCGUGGAGCCAGGCGGUGGCCUGGAGCUCGAGGACGAGGAGGAGGAGGAGCUGACCAUGGAGAUGUUUGGGAACAGCUCCAUCAAGUUUGAGCUGGACAUUGAGCCCAAGGUGUUAAAGCCGCCAGGCAGUGCUGAGGCCUUGAACGACAGUCAGGAGUUUCCCUUCCCCGAGACACCCAGCAAAGUGUGGCCGCAGGACGAGUACAUCGUGGAGUACUCGCUGGAGUAUGGUUUCCUGCGGUUGUCGCAGGCCACGCGGCAGCGCCUCAGCAUCCCGGUCAUGGUGGUCACCCUGGACCCGACACGGGACCAGUGCUUCGGAGACCGCUUCAGCCGCCUGCUGCUGGACGAGUUCUUGGGCUACGACGACAUCCUCAUGUCCAGCGUGAAGGGCCUGGCCGAGAACGAGGAGAACAAGGGCUUCCUGCGCAACGUGGUGUCCGGCGAGCACUACCGCUUUGUCAGCAUGUGGAUGGCGCGCACGUCGUACCUGGCGGCCUUCGUCAUCAUGGUCAUCUUCACGCUGAGCGUGUCCAUGCUGCUGCGUUACUCGCACCACCAGAUCUUCGUCUUCAUCGGUGAGUGUCCCGCGGCGGGGGAGACAGCUGCCAUCAUCACGGACGCCUCGUUCCUGUCCGGCCUCAGUGCCUCCCUCCUAGAGCGGCGGCCUGUUGGCUCCCUGAGCCCCAACGGAGGCCUCCCCCACGCCCCCCAGGACAGUGUCCCCCAGAACAACUUGGAGCCUGACACAGCCCCCUCAGUGGCUGCAGUGACCGGGCCCAUCCCAGCGUCCACGGCCCCAGUGGAUGCACCCUCAGAAGUUGGGUCCUGAGCCGCCACCAGCAGCUGGGCCACCUCUGUCCCUGGGUGGCUGGGCAUGACCCUGCUGAAGCCGGUGAGGUGGGGGAGGCUGUCCCUGGUGGGAGCACUAGGGCCUUCCCCAUUCUCUGGGACCGCCCAGCCUGCUUUGGUUGGCUUCCAGGUUUCCUUGGGUUUGCCCGGAAGGAGGGUUUCUCUCCCCCAACUGUGGGUCCUGGCCUAAGGCCUGUCCCUACUGUCAAGAUGUGUUUGUGGUGACCAGCAAGGAGAAGAGACGGGGCUUCAUAGAAGGUUCUGGAAGGGGCUUGGUAAAUGAUCUCAAGUGAACCGUCCCACAGAGAGCAGGGUACCAGCAGAGUGGUCUCUGAGCAAGGCGAAUACGUGGCAGAGAGGACAGGACAGGCAGGGCUGGCACACCCCCGUGCCAUCACUGCUGCUCAGCUGGCGGCCCGGCUCUGCCUGGUGCUCCACGUGCAGUGCCUUUUCCACAGUCCCGGCCCCCUCCCCACGUGCGCACCAGGCUUGGGGGUCCCGUAAGGGUACAGGCACAUGGGGUUAAGGCGCCAGCAACAUUUGCAGUGCCCAGGAGCGGGGAUCCAGCCCUGCUCAGGGUGGGAGUGGGCUGGCAGCAGACCCGACACUCGGCGAAGAACGCAGAGGGGCGCGCAUUCCGUUCCCUUUAAUAUUGUGUUUGUGUAAAUGGAAUAAACUGUUGACAGC
Galeopterus variegatus (Sunda flying lemur) is the source of this 2042-nucleotide messenger RNA. RefSeq names its product transmembrane protein 259 (gene TMEM259). Gene Ontology annotation, cellular component: endoplasmic reticulum. The coding region runs from base 1 to 1335 and encodes 444 amino acids. Lineage: Eukaryota; Metazoa; Chordata; Mammalia; Dermoptera; Cynocephalidae. The record is from RefSeq and is a predicted model, not a curated record. Gene Ontology annotation, biological process: positive regulation of ERAD pathway; response to endoplasmic reticulum stress. The transcript has 9 exons.